This is a messenger RNA of Archocentrus centrarchus (flier cichlid), 1257 nucleotides long. It is a transcript of the gene oprk1, whose product is annotated as opioid receptor, kappa 1. Gene Ontology annotation, cellular component: plasma membrane; neuron projection. NCBI's taxonomy places the organism in Eukaryota, Metazoa, Chordata, Actinopteri, Cichliformes, Cichlidae. The transcript has 3 exons. Bases 1 to 1131 code for a protein of 376 amino acids. Gene Ontology annotation, molecular function: neuropeptide binding; dynorphin receptor activity. The record is from RefSeq and is a predicted model, not a curated record. Gene Ontology annotation, biological process: sensory perception of pain; neuropeptide signaling pathway; G protein-coupled opioid receptor signaling pathway.
AUGGAGAGCAGUGUAGUGCACAUCUUCAAAGAGGACCGGUGUCCCUCGGGCCAGCCGGGGGAGUGCAUCCCAAACUUCACCUGGCAACCUUCGGACAUCAUUAACUACACUGCCAACGGCACCUGGGAUGCUGAACCCGAACCAAUGUCGCCCAUCAUCCCAAUCAUAGUCGCCGUCUACUCGGUAGUGUUCGUGGUGGGCUUGGUGGGCAAUUGUUUGGUGAUGUAUGUCAUUAUAAGAUACACAAAAAUGAAAACAGCCACCAACAUCUACAUCUUUAACCUGGCCGUGGCCGACGCCCUGGUCACCACCACCAUGCCCUUCCAGAGUACCGACUACCUGCUCAGCUCCUGGCCGUUUGGCGAGGUCGCGUGCAAAGUUUUCAUCUCCAUCGAUUACUAUAACAUGUUCACUAGCAUCUUCACCUUGACCAUGAUGAGCGUGGACCGCUAUGUUGCCGUGUGUCACCCUGUUAAGGCCUUGGAUUUCCGGACGCCCGUCAAGGCCAAGAUCAUCAAUGUGAUCAUCUGGGUGCUGUCUUCGGCUGCUGGGAUCCCUGCCAUGAUACUGGGCAGCACCAAUACUAAUAACGGAACUACAGAAUGUGCUUUACAGUUCCCUGAGCCCUACUCCUACUGGGACACAUUGAUGAAGAUCUGUGUCUUCAUCUUUGCUUUUGUGGCACCUGUCAUCAUCAUAACUGUCUGCUACACCCUAAUGGUCAUGCGGCUCAAGAGCGUCCGGCUGCUGUCAGGCUCACGUGAAAAGGACCGCAACCUGCGCCGGAUCACUCGUCUGGUGCUGGUGGUGGUUGCCGUCUUUGUGGUGUGCUGGACGCCCAUCCACAUCUUCAUCCUGGUCAAGGCGCUGUCAACCAAUGUGCCCGAGACGACCGCUGUCAUGGCUGCCUACUUCUUCUGUGUGGCGCUGGGCUACACCAACAGCAGCCUUAACCCCAUCCUCUAUGCUUUCCUGGAUGAGAACUUCAAGAGGUGCUUCAGAGACUUUUGCUGUCCUGGAGCACAAGGACAAAGUGACUGUCAGGGAGUGAGCCGCGUGAGAAGCACCCUGCGUGAUCACUCAUGCCCCACAGAAGCUCGUCGGGGUGUGAAGCAGGCCAGGCCCGUAUGACUAGCCAUGGACAUGUCCUCUAUGCCCUAUCAGAGCUGGGAGGACUCCAGUGAGCUGGGCUUAACUCAAAUCACCACUGCUAUCUGAAAUAAAAGCCAGAGGUAGAGAUUGAUUUUAGUCUGCAUC